Fusarium falciforme is the source of this 1026-nucleotide messenger RNA. RefSeq lists its product as hypothetical. Bases 1 to 1026 code for a protein of 341 amino acids. Gene Ontology annotation, molecular function: chitin binding. The transcript is spliced from 4 exons. Lineage: Eukaryota; Fungi; Ascomycota; Sordariomycetes; Hypocreales; Nectriaceae. The record is from RefSeq and is a predicted model, not a curated record.
AUGGAGUUUUCCCUGCUGUAUUUUCUGUGGAUAUUCUCUCCAGUCUUGGCAUCGUUCCCUCGCGACUUUGAACUCGCAUCCUCUCUCAUCCUACCGCGCUCAAACCCCACUAGCAGAGACGGCAACUGUGGUUCUAAUUCCGAGACUAACGCGACAUGCCUCACCUCCACUUUCGGUAACUGCUGCUCUUCCAAAGGGUUCUGCGGCAAGACUUCAGCAUACUGCGCCGAGGGCUGUCAAGAUGCGUUUGGCACCUGCUCGUCAAUGCCUGACGGGCAGCUUGUUAGUACCUCAGGAUCAUGUGGUGCGACUUCCACAAGCAACAUCACAUGUCAAGGGAGCACAUAUGGAGACUGCUGCUCUGCAUUGGGGUACUGUGGCAAGAAUGUGACCUAUUGUGGUGACGGGUGCCAAAGUGAGUUCGGUACUUGUUCAUCCGUUGACGAGGACGAGACCUCCACGACCACCGCAGCAACCGAUAAGACUUCAACCUCGACGGGGGCGUCAUCUACGAGCCUUGGUGCUAUUUCUAUUGACGGAAACUGCGGAUCUAACUCGGAUAUCGACGCUAUCUGCAAAGGCAGCGAGUUUGGUGAUUGUUGUUCAGCAUUGGGGUAUUGCGGCGGGAACUCGAGCUACUGUGGAACGGGCUGCCAAUCCAAAUUCGGUUCCUGCGAUCCGACAACCUCGUCGACAACCUCGUCAACAACCUCGUCCACAGACUCGUCGACAACCUCAUCGACAGACUCGUCGACAGGCUCCCUCAGCACCGGUGCCAAGGCCGGGAUCGCGGUCGGGUCUGUCAUCGGCGGGAUUGGAGCAAUCGGGCUUCUCGCUUGGCUCCUGAUACGAAGGAAGAACAACAAAAAGCCUUCGCUGUCAAAGAUGGAUGAAGCUGCGGGGAUACGUAAUAACGAGGCGAGAUAUGAGAUGCCUGAGCAGAGUCUUGUUGAGUUGCCUGCUGAUUAUGAGAGGGUUGACGAUCGGGCUGCGGCAGGGUAUGAUGGGGCAUACAGGGGACAUUAA